This is a messenger RNA of Perca flavescens (yellow perch), 4084 nucleotides long. It is a transcript of the gene hunk, whose product is annotated as hormonally up-regulated Neu-associated kinase. Gene Ontology annotation, cellular component: cytoplasm. The transcript is spliced from 9 exons. Lineage: Eukaryota; Metazoa; Chordata; Actinopteri; Perciformes; Percidae. Gene Ontology annotation, molecular function: ATP binding; protein serine/threonine kinase activity. The coding region runs from base 475 to 2535 and encodes 686 amino acids. The record is from RefSeq and is a predicted model, not a curated record. Gene Ontology annotation, biological process: intracellular signal transduction; protein phosphorylation.
CUAAGUAACGCCCACCCAUAUGACCGGCAAAGUCAGUUCAAACUGAAAAACACGCUGCCUGCACACUAUUCAAGGAGACAUAGGUGCAUGGAGCAGGGACGCCGAGUAAGAGCCUACCUCUGACUGAGCUACAGAUUAUUUAUUUUUAAACCCUCACAAGUAUUAAUACAGGUUGCGUCAUUUAAUUUCACUUUCCAUGAUUGAGUUUGACAUUUUUUCUGUGUCAUGUCAAGCUGAUAACACUAAUCACGACUCGUCUCGGAAUCUGCUGAGUGCGCUCACUGGAUGCUUUGGGCGAACAGGUGGCGCAAGCUCCCGUUCCCUUAAUUUGUAUUAGGGGCAAGACGCAGACGGACCGGAGUUAACGCACUUUGCCGGACGUUAAGCAUUUAAUACCCGCCUUAAAGGUGGGAAAGGGACCAGGUGCGUGAUUUUAUCCCUUGUUAAAAGGGGACAUUUGACAAGGCAGCUGUGAUGCCAGUUGCCGACAUGGUAGUAGACAACAGCCACGGGUUAGGCCUAUAUGAGGGCAAAACCCCAAAUAGUGCCGGGAAUGACAACGUCCUCCCGGCCUCUCUAUGCAGUCCUGCGGCGGACAUCCUCAAGAACUUUUAUCACACCAAACGGGUCGGGAACUAUCUGAUCGGGAGGAAGCUGGGAGAAGGAUCGUUCGCCAAAGUUAGAGAAGGUCUCCAUGCGUUGACUGGAGAAAAGGUGGCGGUGAAGGUGAUCGACAAGCGAAAGGCCAAGAAGGACUCUUAUGUGACCAAGAACCUGCGGCGGGAGGGCCACAUCCAGCAGAUGAUCCGCCACCCCAACAUCACACAGCUGCUGGACAUCCUGGAGACCGAGAACAGCUACUACCUGGUGAUGGAGCUGUGUCCCGGCGGGAACCUCAUGAACCGCAUCUACGACAAGAAACGCCUGGAUGAGCGGGAGACUCAGAAAUACAUCCGGCAGUUGGUGCUGGCCGUUGAGCACCUGCACAGGGCAGGCGUGGUGCACAGGGAUCUGAAGAUAGAAAACCUUCUGUUGGAUGAGCAGGACAACAUAAAGCUCAUAGAUUUUGGCCUCAGUAACUGCGCAGGCAUCUUGGGAUACUCCGACCCAUUCAGCACCCAGUGUGGAAGUCCGGCCUACGCCGCCCCAGAGCUGCUCUCCAGAAAGAAGUACGGGCCGAAGGUGGAUGUCUGGUCCAUUGGCGUGAACAUGUAUGCCAUGUUGACUGGGACUCUGCCGUUCACCGUGGAGCCCUUCAGUCUCCGAGCCCUGCACCAGAAGAUGGUGGACAAAGAGAUGAACCCUCUACCUCCCUCGCUCUCCACAGCUGCCAUCUGUCUUCUGAAGAAGCUUCUUGAGCCAGAUCCCAACAAGCGUCCCAAUAUCCAUCAGGUGAUGGCUGAUUCCUGGCUACAGCUGGCCAACAAGAACACAGGGGCACCGUACCUCAACAGGAUCCACAUUGAGGAAAUAAACCACACAGUGUUGCUGCAUAUGACGGAGAAGAUGAGCUACAAGCACAGUGAGGUGCUGAGCGCUGUCCUCACCAACCGCGCCUGCCACACUCUUGCUGUCUACUUCCUCCUCAACAAGAAAAUGAAGAGACUCUCUAAAGAGUACAGGGAGAUGCAGUUUCAAGAAAAUAAGAAAGGAGAAAAGCAGAAAAGCGAAUACUUCCAGACCCAGUGGAGGAAGCACGUGGACAAGCUCACUAUACCCCCCAAGCAGACGCCCGUCUACCUGGCAGUUGCCAAGGGGCCCAGCAAGGAGAAGAAACACAGAACAGGUUUAUUGCGUGCAAUAACUGGUGGCCAUCGCAAUUCACCUCUGGCACCACCUGGCACCGUCGCCUCUUCCUCCAUGGAAUAUCUAGAGAUCCAACCUCUCUUUUCUAACACCCCUCAGCAACGGAGGCGCUUGGCCACCCUUCCACAAGUCAAUACGAGCCCAGAGCACAACAUACCUGCCCCGCCAGCACCAUCACCGAUCGGCAUGCAUUCCUUCGGCUCCCUCUCCAAAGCCGAGCAAAUUGAAGACACCCCCGCCUCACCCUGGUACAAGCUGACCAACGGGACUCUGUCCCCACCGCGCCACGUCUCUGCCUUCCAACCCGACUCCUCUUACUUGAAGAAGGCCACGAUCCCCAGUCCUCCCGUCCUCAUUGUCAACCCGCAGCCCAAGAAGAGUGUCUCGUCAGAUUGGGGCGGUUCUUCUGACACCAGCGGCAGCCCUCCCAGCACUGUAGGAAGCCCCCCGGGGAGCUCGGCUUUCAGCCCUCCAAAGUCCGCCUUCAGUCCCCUCAACCCCACCUCAGCAUUCAUUCCUCCUUCCAACAGCAGCAGCAGCGAUCCCGACAGCCCGACGCACCGCAGCAAAUUCCCCUCGAUGGGAAUUGGACAGAUCCUAAAGAAGAAGGUCCAGCUGCAGCCGUUCUCUUUCAGGCCAGAACAGGUCGUUGAGGAAGUGGUGUCCCCGCCUCCCUACCCCAUGCAGACUCUCCUCUGUGCUUCAGGUGCACUCAAGACCCUCUGCUGAGGGAUACACGACACAAGAAAAUGAAAGAAAGACAGACUGAACUCGAGGCCCCUCUCAACAUUUUGUUUAAGUUGGAGAGGUCUUCCAGAGCGGCCUUUUGAACUGUGAACUGUCCCUUUAUUGCGACUGAGCCACUUUUCAAGACAGACUUGAUCAUUUUAAAAAAAGAAGAAAAAAAAAAGAGGUUUGAGUGAGAGUAUAAAAUAUUGUAUCUCUCGUUACCGCUCUCAUUAUGUAAUAAGAAGUGGUGACGCUAAGAUGAGAUUUGAAACGGAUCCCUGAGCAAUGACUAAAUCUCGCUGUGGCCUAGAUCCAGAGUGGACAUCCACAUGGUACAUCAUGUAUUACACACACACAAACACACACACACACUGUAUUAUAGACUAAGUUAAGAGGUACUCUCUUAUGUAGUAUUGCUGUAACUGGUUACUAAUUGAGCCGCAGACUGAUUCACACCAGCUAAUGGACCCCAACUCUUACCCUAACCCUGAUUACGUGUAUAAAUGUUUUUUUUCUCUGUGAAAACACUCUCUAAGAUAGUCUACCCACUGACUUCCAGCCAGCUGGCACUGUAUCCUCAAUGCUGCCUGGAUGGAGAAGCUCACUGCACUAUUCUUAAAAACCAAAACCUGAAGUAACAACGGUGUUUACCAUCCUUUACCUCACUGUAUUAUUCAUACAUUAAUGUAUAACAGCAGUCGAUUGUGCGAUGCUUGUGUGGAUUUUGCCACCGCGUUGCAGUGUCUUGAGCGUUAGUGCCAUAAGAUUCAACACACUGAAAUAGAAGUAGGUACCAAGAGAUGAGUCAUACUCUCACUUUUUAUGGCAUUCUCAUUAACUAUAACUCAACACUAAUAAUAAUUCACAGCUCUAACUUUUUAUAUACAAGUGUUACAUCAACUCUACAACCCACAAGAAAAUGUCAAAGUCUUAGUUAGGACUUUCUCACAGCCUGGUCAGUCAGUUUAAAAAAAAAAAAAAAAAAAAAAAAAAAGGGCAAGGGCUGAGGUAUGAACGUGGAAGGAUCACAUACAUCCAUGAAAAUAAUUCACUUCCUUUUGUCUUAAUUCUGUAGUUUGUGCAAUAGUCUUAAGUAUUAACUGCAAUGACAAGUAUUUGCCAAGAGCUCUCUGAGAGUGAUGUGAAAACUGUGCUUGUAAAUAACAGUACGACUCCGUGUUCCUGUCACUUAUUCUGUAUGAAGGGAUUGUAACAUGUUUACCGACCCGACAUUUUCACGUCUUAGUUGCUUCAUAAAACUAUUUGACAAAAAGGCUUCCACAGGCACAUGAGGCUUCUCGUGUUAAGAUACCGUAAAAUCUCUUCCUGUCCAAAUGAAAAAGUUGCAUGCAAUAUUUCACGAGUCGUACUGUACUGUCACCAUUUUAAAUUGUGUCACUGUCUGUACCUUUUUUUUGGUUGACACUGAGAUUGAUACUGACUCAAGGGGGGGGUGGUCUUUUGUAAGAUUUUGUAAUGGAUGGUUUUCUUUGAGUGUCAAGAGAUUUCUAUGCUGUAUAAAGUAUUUUAAAAAUUUAUACUGAAUCCA